Messenger RNA from Funneliformis mosseae, 701 nucleotides. The record is from the annotation of a GenBank genome assembly. NCBI's taxonomy places the organism in Eukaryota, Fungi, Glomeromycota, Glomeromycetes, Glomerales, Glomeraceae.
AUGGAUCAAUAUUGGGAAAACCUCAAUCAAGACUUUAAAUCAUCAUCAACUUCAGCAGAAAAUAUCGUCUUUGACCUUCCAAAUUGGAUGAAAAGGUUCACCACGGAUACGAUAUUUCCAGCUUUAACAGGAAAAAGAUCAUAUACGUUGGCGUUAUAUUAUAAUCGACUUGUCAACUCCAAAGAGUUGAAAACGACGAUUCCAAAAACGUCAUGUGAUUCAGAAGAAUUCAUUGAAGCGAUAAGAACUUGGUUACAUGCACUUCAAUUUUUUUAUUUCAUACCAAAAUUUUUAAGGAAUUACGUUCCUCCAUUUAUGUUUUAUCGACAAAAGUUUUUAAAGAGUAUGAGUUGGUCGAAGAGUGAAAUAUUGAAGAUUGUGAAGGAGACCAGAAAUGAAUUAAAGGAGGGAGGCAGAACAUCAAACUCUGAUCUACUUACACUAUUUUGUACUACAAAUACCGAAAUGGAUUCCAAGCGGAUCAAUAACAUUGAUGAAUUUUCCAGACCUUUAACCGAUGAAGAAAUUAUGUAUAGUAUGUUUGAUGUAUUGACUGGUGGAAUUGAUACGUCGGCAAAUAGUUUAUGCUUUAUAGUUUACUACCUGAGUAAAUAUCCCCAAUAUAAACAACGUCUCAUUGAAGAAAUUGAUGCAGUUAAAGGGAUGUGGGACACGAUCGGACAGUCAGAAUCUAAAGGGAA